AAACCAGGUGUUACCAUGGUAACAUUGCCAUGAGGCCUUGACUCGAUGUUUGUGAACACUCGACGUAGAAAUGACUUCGGUGUUUACUUUCUUUCUGUUUCUUGAAAAUUAGCUAUAAAAUGUAACUAUAACGACUUUAAAAUGUCCGUGCCGGCUGUUUUUACUCCAGCCACAGAGGAAUCGAGGAAAACCACGCACAAACUAUCAAAAAAAUUACUAAGUGCGAAUUCAACUACCACUCACUCCAAGAAGAUCUCAAAAGCGGCAUCUUUGAAAAAGAAGCAAGAAGAAGAAAGGGCAGCCAAAGAAAGACAGGAGAAACUUUUAAAGCUCUAUGAGUUGUGGCAUCAGGUAAAACAUGAGGAGAGAGAAGAUCGGCACGGGUAUCUAAAAGACAAAGUGACACUACAGCAUGCCCUUAUCCAGCAACAAGAUGAGUUGUAUAAAGUCAAGCAGUCCAGAUUACACAAGCAGCAACAACAGAUAAAGAAGACCCAAUUGCUUGCCAGACAAGAAAGAAAUAAACGCUACUCCAAGUUUGUUCAUGAUGUACUAGCUGAAGAAAAGUUGAAGUCAAGGUCUCUCAAGUCGCACACACGUGUUAUCAGCAGUCACCAGCCCAUCAGAAUGCCACGGCUAUCCAUAUCCGAGACUCCUACGAGAUCUCGGGAGACUCGGGCGAGCGUUAGCCGCACAAGCGCCGAUGGCACUGUUGGCGAGAGCAUCUUAUUGGCGGAUAACUUUAACGAUCUUAUAAACGAGUCAGUGGAGGUUCAACUUCAAGCUUUGUUAGGGCCAGAAGCCGAGGCUUUCCUCAAGCCGACUUUUCGUGAAGGGGCUAAAAAGUGUUUGGAUCCGCUUGUACAUAAACACCGUGGAAUGGGUGCGCACGACUUAUGGGGGUUGCUGCGAGGGAAGUCACAAAAGAAACUCGAGAAACAAGAGGAUUCAAUACCAACUGAAUUAAAGAACGCUUAUCGCUCGUUCUUGAGAGAGUGCGUGCACGCAAAUAUCCCCGUAUUUGAGAGAAGUUUCAUAGACAAAAACAAAGAAAGGAUCCCAGAGGACCAGCUGAGCGAAAGCCAUCUCAUCAAAGACAUCCACUUCGCGCUCCAUCGCCUUGACCUCAUGUAUCGCGUGGCGCAUAUGAACAAGGAUAAAACGCGCCUGCUGUUCAAGAAUAUGGAGUCAGCGGAUGCAAACGAGGGCACUGUUCGCCCUCCCCGAUACAACCCUAAUCAGAUACAGCCGCGAAAGGCUCUUCCUGCUGUCUUGUCGUUGUCCGAUUUCGAAACGUGGCCCCCGUUCCUUCCAAACGUAGAGGAAGAAGAGUGUUUUGUGGAACAACCAUAUGUCCUCGAUGGCGAAAAGAUCACUUUCCUCACGGAAGAAAUGGCGACGUGCAAAGGCGGGUUCAGUGCCAGACACCACGCUCCCGGAAUAGCAUCCAAACAACCCGCGCCAAAAACAGAAACAACCACACUCGCGAAGAGUAUCGGGAACAAUAUACGGGGAACUGUGUCGGCUCCUGUAACCGCGCGCGAGGACGGAAAAUCUAAGAAAAUGGCUGGAAAAUCGUGGCAACCGCUCAGCUUGAACGCACUAUUAGAUUAUAAGCCUCCUGUUCGUCUCCUUGGAUCUGGGGAAUUUCGCGCCGGUCAGCAACCCAGAAAAUGGAAGAUCGACUAGUGUGGAUGUCUCAUCCAGGCUAUUGUAUAUAGUUAGUUGUUUUUUCAAAAUGUCAUUGAGCUAGUAUACUGUACUAGGGGGCGGAGAGCGGCUUUUUUGCGGUCGAGCGGGGUAUACCCCCUGAGGUCUUGCGCCCAUUCCUUUUGUUUCAUCGUAUAUGUAAAUAGUCAUAUCAACAUUAAAAUUGUUAUUUACUA
Molecule: messenger RNA, 1886 nt
Organism: Nematostella vectensis (starlet sea anemone)
Lineage: Eukaryota; Metazoa; Cnidaria; Anthozoa; Actiniaria; Edwardsiidae
Product: reticulocyte-binding protein homolog 2a
Exons: 9
Coding region: 142-1689 (515 amino acids)
Source: RefSeq, a predicted model, not a curated record